This is a messenger RNA of Closterium sp. NIES-65, 1415 nucleotides long. The record is from the annotation of a GenBank genome assembly. Lineage: Eukaryota; Viridiplantae; Streptophyta; Zygnematophyceae; Desmidiales; Closteriaceae.
ACGUGGACGUGGACGUGGACGUGGACGUGGACGAGGACGAGGACGUGGACGUGGACGUGGACGUGGACGUGGACGUGGACGUGGACGUGGACGUGGACCUGGACGUUAACGUGGACGUGGACGUGGAGGACAUGGACGUGGACGUGGACGUGGACGUUGACGUUGACGUGGACGUCGAAAUGGACGUAGACGUGGACGUGGACGUGGACGUGAACGUGGAGGUGGACGUGGACGUGGACCAUGACGUGGACGUGGAUGUGGACGUUGACGUGGACGUGGACGUGGACGUGGACGUGGACGUGGACGUGGAAAUGGACGUGGACGUGGACGUGGAAAUGGACGUGGAGGUGGACGUGGACGGAGACGUGGAGGACGACGUGGACGUGGAGGACGUGGACGUGGACGUGGACGUGGACGUGGACGUGGAGGACGUGGACGUGGUCGUGGACGUGGUCGUGGACGUGGACGUGGACGUGGACCUGGACCUGGACGUUGACGUGGACGAGGACGUGGACGUGGAUGUGGAGGACAUGGACGUGGACGUGGACGUGGACGUGGACGUAGAAGUGGACGUGGACGUGGACGUGGACGUGGACGUGGACCUGGACGUGGACCUGGACGUGGAUGUGGACGAGGACGAGGACGUGGACGUGGACGUGGACGUGGACGUGGACGUGAACGUGGACGUGGACGUGGUCGUGGACGUGGUCGUGGAUGUGGACGUGGACGUGGACCUAGACCUGGACGUUGACGUGGACGAGGUCAUGGACGUGGACGUGAAGGACAUGGACGUGGACGUGGACGUGGACGUGGACGUAGAAAUGGACGUGGACGUGGACGUGGACGUGGACGUGGACCUGGACCUGGACCUGGACGUUGACGUGCACGUGGACGUGGACAUGGACAUGGACCUGGACGUGGACGUGCACGUGGAGGUGGACGUGGAGGUGGACGUGGACGUGGACCUGGACAUGGACGUGCACGUGGAGGUGGACGUGGACGUGGACCUGGACAUGGACCUGGACGUGGACGUGGAGGACAUGGACGUGGACGUGGACGUGGACGUUGACGUGGACGUGGACGUGGACGUGGACGUGGACCUGGACGUGGACGUGGACGUGGACGUGGACGUGGACGUGGACGUGGACGUGGACGAGGACGAGGACGUGGACGUGGACGUGGACGUGGACGUGGACGUGGACAUGGACGUGGACGUGGAAGUGGACGUGGACGUGGACGUAGAAAUGGACGUGGACGUGGACGUGGAUGUGGACGUGGACAUGGACGUGGUCCAGGAGCUUGCCUGGUCCAGGAGCGUGCCUGGUCCAAGAGCGUGCCUGGUCCAGGAGCUUGCCUGGUCCAGGAGCGUGCCUGGUCCAGGUGCUUGCCUGGUCCACGAGCUAGCCUCUUCCUAG